AUGUUUGCUAGAAUGGAGGACGUCGAUAGAUGUGAGGAGGAGCUUCUUGAGUAUGCCAUUCGAGAGAGUAUUCGAGAUGUAUCAAUAGACAGCAUACCAGCAGUCAGUGGUGACUAUCUGAGGAUAGUGACUGCCAUCGAGCAAGGUGAUGUGUGUACCCUGCAGGAGCUGUCUGGGUUGCAGGCUUUCACAGAGAGGGACAGCAGAGGGUGGCUUCCCCUACACAGAGCCGCUGUGCAGUCCCAGGGAGAGGUCUUGGAUCAGGUCCUGCUGGCUUCCUGUGAUGUGUCUGUGGAUGAUGUGACUGCAGACGGUGACACAGCGUUGAUUCUGGCUGCUCAGGAGGGUCUGCUGGAGAACGUCAGGACUCUACUGCAGCAUGGAGCGUCUCCACACAAAACCAACAGCCUGAACGAGUCCCCACUGCUGCUCGCGGUGAGACAGGGAUCAUAUGACAUGGUGUCCACUCUGAUCAUUUGUGGGGCCUUCGUGGAACAGGUGUGUCUGAAGAAGUGGAUGGCCAUUCACGAGGCAGCCAAGGUGGGCUGCAGUGCCAUCCUGGUGCUUCUGCUGAGACAUGGGGCCAAGGUGACAGCUGUAGAUGGGCACAAUGUCACCCCGCUGGGCAUCGCAGCAGAGUACGCCCACGUGGAAGUCCUGGAUAUACUCAUAAAGAACGGUGGCGACGUGAACGCCCAGGCGUAUAACGGAGACAGUGUUCUGUACGAUGCAGCCGGCUCAGGGAACCUGGACUGCAUAUACCUCCUCCUGCAAGCUGGAGCCAACCCAAACAUAGCCAGUCUGGCCUGCCAGCUGCCCAUACACAGAGCUGCCUAUGAGGGACACAUCCUUGCUCUGAGGACCUUCAUCCCCAUCACAACUAAGAGAGCCAUCCGUCUGUCUGGCCAGAGCCCAGUCCACUCGGCAGCAGAUGGAGGCCAUGUUGACUGUCUGGAGCUGCUCAUAGAGAAAGGCUUCGAUGUCAACGCUCAGCUGGACACACACAUCUCAGAGAACUACGGGGACAUGAGGCGGAGUCCGCUGUACUUCGCCGUAUCCAACAGUGAUCUCACCUGCACAGAGAUGCUGCUGGCUGCCGGCGCCAAAACUGACCUGGACCCGCUACGCUGCUUCCUGGUGGCUGUACGCGCUGGGAGGUAUGAGCUGGUGCGUCUGCUAUUGUCCAGGGGUGCUGAGGUCAACUGCUACUUCAGAAUGAUCAGUGACACACUGUUUCCCACCGCGUUGCAGUACUGUCUCAGAGAUCACAUGAUGCUGCGCCUGCUGCUCAACAACGGCUACGAUGUAGACAAGUGCUUCAUGUGUAACCAUGGCAACGGGCAGGAUAUGGACUGCGACUCCUGGGUCGACUACCGAAAUAACCAUAGAAGAACUUUAUUUUAUAACCAGGACUGCAGAGCUCCGGUGAGUCCUUUCUGUGAAAUCAUCUCCCUGUCGUCGGUGGUCAACCUGGCGGGGAGUGUGGUACGGAUGCUUCUGGACUACGUCAGACACCCACGUAUCUGCCCCAACCUCCUACGGGUCCUGGAGAAACAGAAAGAGUGGCCAGACAUCUGUGACAUUCUGGACAACCCGCGGUCCCUGCAGCACCAGUGUCGUUUGGUCAUUAGGAGACAGAUGACCCCUAGAAGACUGAAUGACCCUCAGGUCAUGGCUGCCGUACCGUUCCCCCCUUCACUCAAACACUACCUCACCUACAUGGAGAACGACGAGUAUGGUGGGUUGGCAGUCACACACUCAUAAGAGGACUAUAUCAAUGAAAACAUAUUUAGAAGAAAAAAUUAUCCUGUUCUGUACAUAACUG
Messenger RNA from Oncorhynchus masou masou (cherry salmon), 1825 nucleotides. Its product is annotated as ankyrin repeat and SOCS box protein 15-like. The record is from RefSeq and is a predicted model, not a curated record. Bases 1 to 1764 code for a protein of 587 amino acids. Gene Ontology annotation, molecular function: protein binding. Gene Ontology annotation, biological process: intracellular signal transduction. The transcript has 13 exons. Lineage: Eukaryota; Metazoa; Chordata; Actinopteri; Salmoniformes; Salmonidae.